CUCACUCCGCAGUGAUCCGGUCAGUGUGUGUCCGUAACCAGGUCUGAGAGAGGGUCUCACUCCGCAGUGAUCCGGUCAGUGUGUGUCUGUAACCGGGACUGAGAGAGGGUCUCACUCCGCAGUGAUCCGGAAGCAAUGUUUUGCGAAAAGGCAAUAGAGCUGAUCCGGGAGCUGCAGAGAACCGCUGAUGGACAGUUACCUGCGUUUAAUGAGGAUGGCAUCAGACAAGUUCUUGAAGAGAUGAAAGCUUUGUAUGAACAGAACCAAACUGAUGUAAAUGAGGCUAAGUCAGAAGGAAAAACGGAUUUAAUCCCAACAAUCAAGUUUCGUCACUGCUGUCUGCUGAGGAAUAAACGCUGCAUUUUGGCAUACCUAUAUGACCGUUUGUUGCGGAUUCGAUCAUUGAGGUGGGAAUAUGGCAGUGUGCUACCAUCAGCAAUUCGAUUCCAUUUUGCUGCUGAGGAGACAGAGUGGUUCAACCAGUACAAAAAGUCACUCGCUACUUACAUGAGGUCCAUUGGAGGAGAAGAGGGAUUGGACAUCACUCAAGACAUGAAACCUCCAAAAAGCCUUUACAUUGAGGUGAGGUGCUUGAAGGAUUACGGUGAAUAUGAAAUUGAUGAUGGAAUCACGGUCCUGCUGAAAAGAAACAGCCAGCACUUUAUGCCCAGAUGGAGAUGUGAGCAACUGAUCCGUCAAGGGGUUCUGGAACAUGUGCUAUCCUGAGAAUAUUGCAGUUUGAAGGAUUGAAUGGCUGCCCUCUUCUUAGUGUCCUUCCUUCUUCUUAAUGUUGUAUUCAUUAAUGUUGAUAUUUACAGUGUAAUAAUCGUUUGGAUUUAGAGCUCUGAUUAUUUCGCUCUGAGGUAAGUCGUACUAGUUUAAGCUUGCUCUGCUGGUGAGUUGAAUUGCAUUUUUGUACAUUAAAAAAAAUCAAGUGAUGACCAA
This is a messenger RNA of Callorhinchus milii (elephant shark), 945 nucleotides long. It is a transcript of the gene gins1, whose product is annotated as GINS complex subunit 1 (Psf1 homolog). The transcript has 8 exons. Gene Ontology annotation, cellular component: GINS complex. The coding region runs from base 136 to 726 and encodes 196 amino acids. Gene Ontology annotation, biological process: DNA replication; DNA strand elongation involved in mitotic DNA replication. The record is from RefSeq and is a predicted model, not a curated record. NCBI's taxonomy places the organism in Eukaryota, Metazoa, Chordata, Chondrichthyes, Chimaeriformes, Callorhinchidae.